Molecule: messenger RNA, 651 nt
Organism: Alligator mississippiensis (American alligator)
Lineage: Eukaryota; Metazoa; Chordata; Crocodylia; Alligatoridae
Gene: MYL7
Product: myosin light chain 7
Exons: 7
Coding region: 64-588 (174 amino acids)
Biological process (GO): heart contraction; cardiac muscle tissue development
Cellular component (GO): cytoplasm; myofibril
Molecular function (GO): calcium ion binding
Source: RefSeq, a predicted model, not a curated record
GUAUAUAACCCUAGUUUGCCCUUGCCACUCACGGCUGAGGUACCGAGACAGUCACGUGGCAGGAUGGCCAGUAGGAAGGCUGGGACCCGGAGCAAGGCCGCGGCCAAGCGUGUGCAGAGGGGCUCCUCCAACGUCUUCUCCAUGUUUGAGCAGUCUCAGAUCCAGGAGUUCAAGGAGGCUUUCAGCUGCAUCGACCAGAACCGUGAUGGCAUCAUCACCAAAUCAGACCUGAAGGAGACGUACUCCCAGCUGGGGAAACUGAACGUGAAGGACGAGGAGCUGGAGGAGAUGCUGAAGGAAGGCAAGGGACCCAUCAACUUCACAGUUUUCUUGUCGCUGUUUGGAGAGAAGCUCAACGGCACGGACCCGGAGGAAUCCAUCCUCAACGCCUUCAAGCUCUUCGACCCCAAUGGCACUGGCACGGUGAACAAGAACGAGUUCAAGCAGCUCCUGCUGACCCAGGCUGACAAGUUCUCCCCAGAGGAGGUGGAGCAGAUGUUCGCGGUGACGCCCAUCGACGUCUCUGGCAACAUCGACUACAAAUCCCUGUGCUACAUCAUCACCCAUGGUGACGAGAAGGAAGACUGAGGAGCAGGGCCGCGCGCUCACGCCCCACACCCACAGCCACUGAAAUAAACUCCCGAGCCACUC